Ipomoea triloba (trilobed morning glory) is the source of this 686-nucleotide messenger RNA. Its product is annotated as protein vip1-like. The transcript has 5 exons. NCBI's taxonomy places the organism in Eukaryota, Viridiplantae, Streptophyta, Magnoliopsida, Solanales, Convolvulaceae. The record is from RefSeq and is a predicted model, not a curated record. Bases 24 to 686 code for a protein of 220 amino acids. Gene Ontology annotation, molecular function: RNA binding.
CCAAACCUCCUCUUAUCAACAAAAUGUUCCACUCUCUUCCUACAAAUUUCUACUUCAAAUACACACCGCCCCUUCUAAAUACUUGUACGACUUACGUUGUAGCCAAAUCUUGCUUAAAGUCAAGUCAUCCAGGCAAUCAGCAUAGCAUGAAUAAUCCAGGUGGUUACACUGCUGAAGUUACAAAUCUCUCCCCUAUUGCUACCGAGAAGGAGCUUCAUCAUUUUUUUGGUCUCUGUGGAAAGAUUGAUCGUAUCCAGAUUCUCAGAGCUAGUGAAGUUGCAAGUACAGCCUAUGUGAGCUUUAGAUCUUCACAUGCAUUGGAAAUCGCUGUAUUCCUUAAUGGCGCCAUAAUUGUGGAUCAACCUGUAUGCAUAUCCCGUUGGGAACACUACAAAGAUGAUGAUAUCUGGAACCAGAUUUGCUGGAAGUCUGAAGAAGCAACUCAUUCUUCAUCAAUUAUUGAAGAGGCAUCAUCAGAUUCAGGAGUUGGUGAGCAAGAUGGUGCGGAGAAAGUAAUGAGCGUGGUUAAAAGAAUGUUAUGGAAAGGGUAUGUAGUAGGAAAAGAUGGUUUGGAAAGAGCUAGAGCUUUGGAGCAAUCGCAUCAAGUGUCAGCCAGUAUCUUAAAGGCUUUGAGUGAAGCGGCAGAAGCUGCGGUUGAGUUCGGCAGUCAAGGCAUGCAUUAUUAA